Thlaspi arvense is the source of this 1412-nucleotide messenger RNA. NCBI's taxonomy places the organism in Eukaryota, Viridiplantae, Streptophyta, Magnoliopsida, Brassicales, Brassicaceae. The record is from the annotation of a GenBank genome assembly.
CUACUAUCACUCUCAUUGUUUUCUCACCAACAACAAAAAAAAUAUAUAUCGGUUUUGAUUAUAAAAAAAAAAAAAUCAAAUUGUUUGUCAUUCACUAUUAAGUGUAAACUAUUUAUUCGUUUGUCCAGACUCACAGUAUCCCACAAAGCCAACCCCACCAUGCAUAUCAUAUCUCUUUCUUCCUCCUUAAUUUUUUUCAUUUUCCUCUUCCUCGCAUCAACCAUUCCGAUUUAUCCGGCGAAACCCACAACCUCUCAGCCUCCGGCACCGCGGAGACGCCAGCACAGAGAGCUCUCUGGCGAUUACUACUCCAAGACAUGUCCUCAGCUGGAAAAUCUUGUCGGUUCCGUCACUUCCCAGCGGUUCAAAGAAGCACCCAUCUCGGCUCCCGCCACCAUUCGCCUAUUCUUCCACGACUGCUUCGUUGAGGGUUGUGAUGGGUCGAUAUUGAUAGAAACAGAGAAAGGAAACAAGAGAUUAGCAGAAAAAGAAGCAGAGGAGAAUAAAGAUUUGAGAGAAGAAGGAUUUGAGAGUGUCUUCAAGGCAAAGGCAUUGGUUGAGUCUCAUUGCCCUUCUCGCGUCUCUUGCUCUGAUAUUCUCGCCAUCGCCGCUCGAGACUUCAUCCACCUGGCAGGUGGGCCCUACUAUCAAGUGAGGAAAGGAAGGUGGGACGGGAAAAGAUCAACGGCAACGAACGUCUCUCCAAACAUACCUCGAUCAAACUCCACCGUCGAUCAGCUCAUCAAGCUCUUCGCGUCCAAAGGACUAACCGUAGAGGACCUCGUCGUCCUUUCCGGGUCCCACACAAUCGGUUUCGCUCACUGCAAGAGUUUCAGUAGUCGUCUCUACGACUUCAAAGGCACGAAACGACCCGACCCGACUCUCGACCCGAGAUUACUCAAGGAGCUCCGUAUGUCGUGCCCUUUCUCCGGAGGAAGCUCCGGCGUCGCCCUUCCGCUCGAUGCGACUACUCCGUUUGUGUUCGACAACGGCUAUUUCACAGGACUAGGAACUAACAUGGGCCUUCUCGGGUCGGACCAAGCCUUGUUUCUUGACCCGAGGACGAAGCCCAUUGCGGUUGAGAUGGGUAGAGAUAAGCAGAGGUUUCUCAAGGCGUUUGGAGAUGCUAUGGAUAAGAUGGGUUCUAUUGGUGUAAAAAGAGGUAGGAGACAUGGGGAGAUACGAACAGAUUGUCGAGUCUUUUUAUAAAUUUUAUUUACUUGUAUUUUACUUUGUUGUUUUGUGUGUGGAUUUUUUUUUUGUCUUGAUCUUGAUCUUGAUGUGUCUUCUCUCCUCUGUCGGAAGUUUCUUGAUUGUUUUGUUCACAGUACGAUACGGUACUUUUCGAAAGCAUCCGUUAUUUAAUUUUGGAAAGAUACAGAUUUAAGAUAUAUAAUGAUAAUAUAUUUUUU